AUGUUUCAAAAGAAGAAGAUUGUCACGCUGCUUCUUCUGGUGUAUUUUUUGUCGUGCAGAUUGGAAAAGUCGACCGACAGAUCGAGAUUUGCUUCUACGAAAAACAACAACAAGCGAAGAUUCUGCUCGCCAAUCCGUCUGUACGCAAACCAUUGUGCUACAUUUCAGCUUAACAUCUCAGGUACUGAUAUUCUUUUGUCCGGCGAUGUCGAAUCGAAUCCUGGACCGUCCUCGUGUUCCCUGUGUCCGAAAACGGUUCGCAAAAACAGCAAACUCGUCAGCUGCUGUCGAUGCCAACAGAAGACUCAUCUCCGUUGUGUCGAUCCUAAAAGAAAAUCUACAAUAACCGACUGGUUGUGUCCGAACUGCUUGCCUUUCAUCCUACCAUUUUGCAACGUCCGAGAACUAUCCCAAAUCGAGCAAGAAGUCGCUCAACAACAGCUCCAAGACCUUCAACUCGAACAACUCAACCAAAACAGAAACUUGUUUAGUAUCGCUCAUCUCAACACUCAGUCAAUGGUGUCUACAUUCGACGAAUUUGUGCUUUUUGUACACAAGUACGAUUUUGAUGCGAUAACCCUCACCGAAACCUGGCUAAAAGACAACCCUUUCCUACUCGAGUACGUAAAGAUCGAAGGUUACACAAUGUACUACCAUAAUCGAGAUAACAAGCGUGGUGGUGGUGUAGGCGUUUAUAUCAAGGAUAAUAUAAAGCAUAAAUUGCGCAAGGAUAUCGUCAAUAUCAAUCCAGCUCUCGAACAUUUAUGGGUUGAAAUCGAUGGGAAAAAUAAACACUCGAAGCUACUCCUUUGUGUCGCCUACCAGCCGAACUUCACACACCAAGAAAAAGCAGAAUGGCUCGACAACUUCGACCGCAUCAUUGGAAACGCUACUCUCGACUGGUCAGGAAAUGUGGUGAUAACAGGUGACUUCAAUAUUGAUCUUUUGCAGAACUCUCAAAUUAAAGACUCUUACCUCGAAACCCUUCGAUCGUUCGACCUCACUCAGCAUGUCAACUCUCCAUCACGAAAAGGAUUAUCCCUACUCGAUCACAUCUCGACCAACUCCUCCUGCAAAGUGAAAUUCUGUGAAGUUCUUCCAACACCAGAAAUCAGCGACCACGAUGCUGUAUUCGCUUGCAUCAAUACUCGUGUAGCCAGAUUUGAACCACGGUACAAGAUCAUUCGUGACAUGAGAAAUUUUGACCUGUCGGCGUAUGUUGCUGACACCGCAACCAUCCCUUUCAAUAUCGUUUAUGCAACUGAUUGUACCGAUGACAGCCUAAGCACACUCAACCAUCUACUCUUUGAGUGCAUCGAACGUCACGCACCGUUGAAGAGAAUCAAGGUCACCCGUCCUCCGGCACCCUGGAUGAAAGACUUAAAAAUCACCAACCUACAACAAACUUGUCACGAAAAGCGUACUUUAGCCCACCAGACUCAGUUGAAUGCCGACUGGAAUGAAUUUCGAAAUGCUCGAAACGCUCUAAAAAGACAGAUAAAAUACACCAAAAAGACUUUCUACCGCAGACUUCUUUCAUCGAAAAAGCCUAAAGAGGUUUGGAAACUAAUCCACCGAUUUCUCCAUCCAAAUAAAAACGUUAUAAACAUCCAACCCUCCGAACUAAACGCACAUUACAUAUCUACGGCACCCAGAAUCCUUGGAUCGCAACCGACAUCUAAAGAAGAAAUUCAACUCCUUCUUCAAGACCUCGUUACUGAAGCUGACCAAGAAUUCCAAUUUCGUCCUGUCACAUACGAUCAAGUGCUCAGAGAAAUUAGAAAUCUUCGAAGCGACUGUUCCGCUGGCUACGACAACCUCCCUGUAGCACUCAUCAAACCCAUUGCUGACCACAUCGCAUCCCCACUUACUCACAUCAUCAACUCAGGGAUAGCUGAAAACACCUUUCAUCAGCUGUAG
Messenger RNA from Hydractinia symbiolongicarpus, 1920 nucleotides. RefSeq lists its product as uncharacterized. The transcript has a single exon. Gene Ontology annotation, molecular function: catalytic activity. The coding region runs from base 1 to 1920 and encodes 639 amino acids. The record is from RefSeq and is a predicted model, not a curated record. NCBI's taxonomy places the organism in Eukaryota, Metazoa, Cnidaria, Hydrozoa, Anthoathecata, Hydractiniidae.